Molecule: messenger RNA, 1476 nt
Organism: Morchella sextelata
Lineage: Eukaryota; Fungi; Ascomycota; Pezizomycetes; Pezizales; Morchellaceae
Exons: 6
Coding region: 1-1476 (491 amino acids)
Cellular component (GO): nucleus
Molecular function (GO): metal ion binding
Source: RefSeq, a predicted model, not a curated record
AUGUCUGAAGACCAGGCACUUCUAGCAAAAAUAGGCCAGCUUGCUGGUCAAAUCAAUCGACAUAAAAAUCAACGGGAACUGGCACCAGGCUCUCCUUCUUCUUCCAGUACUGGGCAUCAAGGACAACAUCCUUAUCACUCUUCUAACUAUCAAAAUUCAACUAGGGGAAGAGGCACGCCAUCAUGGCGACCGCCGAUAAGGGCUGCUUACACCCGAACUAGGUUUCGAGGCCGAGGAGGCCGGGUAGCACCUGUUGCUUAUUCACAUAGAACCCUUGUGGUCAAUAAUAAUAAACCAGUAUCUGGGUCGACGAGCCCUACAAUUGCCACAGCUUCCUCAGUAUCAAGUUUUGGCACCGAAUCUAUAAAUGCGGCAUUGCCUUCUCCAACAUCAGUCCCAGUACCUGGGUCCAGUUUGCCUGCCCAGCAAAAGUCGACGGCAUGGGUGGCAAAACGCGCACCAGGUGCGGUGCAACUUAUCAAUAGCUCCAUUUUUGGCCAACAGGCUCAGGCGAAAGCCAAGGAGAGAUUGCGGAGAAGAGAGGAAAAAGAUAAAUUGAAAAUGAAAAGUUGGAUGCAAAAGUCCCGUGGUCCUACUUAUGGAGGGUUGGCGUCAAACACAAAUCAAACUCCUUACGAGGUCAUAAUAUCAGGGGAACGCUAUCGAGUUGCUGCAAACGGCAGCAAACUAGAAAAAAUAUCUGGUGAGGAUGAUCCGAAGGCAGCGAAAUCCACUCCUAAGAAAGCCGUCGUUGGUGGUGUUAAUUUCGUACGAAGUAAGAACGGGAAUCUUUGGAGGGCUGGUUUAGUGAAAGCAUCACGCCAAUCAACGAACACGCGCGGUUUAAAGAUUAAUAAACCCUGCAAAUACUUUUCAAAUACCGGACAAUGCAAAUACGGGAUGUCUUGCCCAUACACCCAUGAUGCUCACAAAGUUGCUAUUUGCCCGCGAUUUCUCAAAAAUGAUUCGUGUCCGGACGGGGAUUCAUGCGACUUGUCUCACGAUGCCAAGCCACAUCGUGUUCCAGCGUGCCUACAUUUUGGUUAUGGCAAUUGUCAGAAAGACCAAUGUUUGUAUGCGCACGUCAAGGUUAACCCUGCUGCUCCUAUCUGCCGCCCCUUCGCAACCUAUGGAUAUUGCGACAAGGGCGCAGAGUGCACCGAGCGACACGUACGAGAUUGUCCUGACUUCGACGAAAAGGGCGUUUGCAACGACAAAUCGUGCAAGCUAUCACACGUGCAAAAGGCUGGACGAAGGCGAGUAAUAGAGAAAGCGGCCGCCGCAGCCGCUUCGGCCCACAGAUCCAGUGUUGAAGAGGACAAAGAUUCCGAGGAAAGCGAUAUUUCCAGCGAAGAGGAGGGUGAAGAAAUCAACAGUGAUGAUGUCGAUUCUGAUGCGUUUAGCGACGAUGAUUUUCUCUCUAAGGACGACACUCCUCAUGAAGUCACUAUGCAACAGGACUUUAUCCACUUCUAA